AUGUUAUGCACGAUCUUUCAAUUAUUUCAAGUAACUGAAAAGGUCCAACUCCUAAAUCUUGAUGCUACUGGAAAGACGUGUGAGCAUAAAAAAUUCGCAGAACGAUCUAAACUGCGGUAUCUCCAAAUAAAUGAAGCUGAAGUUGUUGUUGGGGAUUUCAAGCAUCGCUUGUUAAACUUAAGAUGGCUUUGUUGGCAAGAUUCGCCUCUGCAUUUUGAAGCAACCAAUUUUCAUACGAAGAAACUAGUCAUACUUGAUCUAAGCGGUAGUAGGAUCCCGGAGAACUGGAAGGGUUGGAGUCAAAUUACGAUGGCAAGUAACUUAAAAGUGCUUGACAUUUCAUACACUGAAAUACGGGAGCUACCUGAUGAAAUUAGGAUGUUAAAGAAGCUGGAAAUUAUAGAUGCACGUGGUUCUAGAUUGAGAGGAAUUCGAAGCCUACCAACAAGCAUUCAUACCCUUGGCUUAUGCGUUGAUGUCGAAGCAUUGCCAGAGCUUCCCUCAAGUUUACAAGUUCUGCGUGUACAUUUGUGGAGAUUGCAUGCUACCCCUAAUCUUGCAAAUCUGGUUAAUCUGCAAGUCCUGCAGUGUUAUCAGAUUCCUGACAACAUGAAUCAGAUAAUUUUCAGUGAUAUUGUUAAAUUAUCCAAAUUGCAGAGGUUGGACUUUGGACAUAGCAACAUUAUGACCCUACCGAAAGAGAUUGAUGCCCUUUCUCAGCUCAAAUUCCUUAAUCUACAACCAUGCUGUAAACUUCGAUGUAUAUUGGGUUUACCUCCCAACCUGGUUGGAUUAUAUAUUGGUGGUGUUGAGUCACUGGAAAUACUACCAGAUCUGUCAAAUCUGAAGCUCUUGUCAGAAUUGUGGCUUUCUGGGUGUGAUAAGCUGACAAAGAUUCAAGGACUUGGAAAUCUAGAAUUGCUGGAAAGUUUGAGAAUAGAUGAGUGCUAUAGGCUGACACAAAUUCAAGGGCUUGGAAAUCUAGUAUCGCUGGCAAGUUUUUAUAUGCGUUUGUGCUAUGAAAUAGUUGAACUUGAUUUGCUUGAAUGUUCGGCCCCUCUAGCAUCCUCAGAGAUAAGUGGGUACAAACACCCUGAAAAUAAACCAGAUCGGUCCAACUUAAACAAGUUAAAAAAAAUUGAAGUUAUUGGUUGCCAAAAUCUCAAUAAGAUCGAAGGACUACAUAUAUUGGUAUCGUUGGAAUAUUUGAAUUUGUCGUAUUGCCCAUCCAUGGUAAGAAUGCCGAAUCUAUCAAACUUGAAAAUGUUGAGACACUUGCAGCUCUGUGGCUGUUUGAGCUUACGCGAGAUUGAGGGCCUUGAGGCUUUGGAAGCCUUGAAGGGACUGAACAUCAUGGGGUGCUCAUCGCUGGAAAAAGUACCACAUCUGCCAAACACACUUAUAUAUUCAGGCGAUUUCUUACCAUUAUGAUGACGAAUAUUGUGAAGAUUUUGAUGAAGAUUCUGAUGAUUAUGAUGAAGAUUUGCAUUGAGCCUGGUUUGGUUCCCCUUAUUGUUCUAUAGAUUGUA
Molecule: messenger RNA, 1529 nt
Organism: Cornus florida
Lineage: Eukaryota; Viridiplantae; Streptophyta; Magnoliopsida; Cornales; Cornaceae
Exons: 4
Coding region: 1-1431 (476 amino acids)
Source: RefSeq, a predicted model, not a curated record